UGUAUUUCAGGCGUAUUCAGUAGGCUAUUGUUUCCGUGUUUUUUGUUUAUCUGUUAUGUAUCUUUUAUCUUACAGACUGUUGCUUUUAUUAACAGAAGUGCAGGGCGCAAUAGGCUAUGUACAGGAGGUCAUCUUUGCAUUCCUUGUGUUCGAAGUUUAAUCAGGCUCAUCGAGCCAACGACCUCUGCCUGGUACCGUAUCUGUCAGUUGAAAUACUAAUUUAAUAUAUGUGAGGAUAUUGGUUAGCCCUCAGCCGGCACUUGUAGGGCCCCAUUGCUACACUUCGUCAAUGAAAACGUCAACGAAUGCUCCUGAUUAUCACGUGACGUGACAUGACGUGUAACCAACAUGGCGACGCAGUGCUGAGAAAGCAGCGCUCAACAUCUCGGAUUGAGCGACUAGCACCCUCUGCUCAGUUUUGUUUUGACACUCCGACACCUGCUCCUGUGCAGGGCCAGGCCGACAAUGACGGCCUGAGGGAGCUGCAGUUUGGUCAAGAGAUGAAACAGCAGCUCAGCCUCGAACAACAGCUACGACAGCAGAAGCAGACAGAAAGCACUAAAACCAAGAGCAUGUUUCUGUCUCGGGCACUGGAAAAAAUCUUGGCGGAUAAGGAGGUGAAAAGGAGCCAGCACAACCAGCUGCGAAAAGCUUGCCAAGUAGCUCUUGAUGAAAUAAAACUUGAGCUUGAAAAACAAAAAGAUGGCACUGUGGUCCCUCCCCGAGCCAACUAUAUUGAGGCAGACAAGUAUGUGUUGCCUUUCGAGUUGGCAUGUCAAUCCAAGUCCCCACGGAUUGUCAGCACCUCCCUGGACUGCUUACAGAAACUUCUAGCCUAUGGCCACAUCACCGGCAAUGCCGCAGACAGCAGCGCUCCAGGGAAGCGGCUGAUCGAUCGGCUUAUGGAGACCGUCUGUAACUGCUUCCAGGGCCCACAGACAGAUGAGGGUGUGCAGCUUCAAAUCAUCAAGGCUCUUCUUACUGCAGUGACCUCACCUCACAUUGAGAUCCACGAGGGUUCCAUUCUGCUCACAGUGCGCACUUGUUAUAACAUCUACCUGGCCAGCCGCAACCUGAUCAACCAGACGACGGCCAAGGCCACACUCACCCAGAUGCUCAAUGUCAUCUUCACCCGAAUGGAAAACCAGGCAGCUCUGGAGGCCCAGGAGUUGGAGAGGGAUCGCUCCCAGCUGAAUCCCCACAACCCCUCACCCAUCCUCAGCCGAGGCUCUGGGUCCCCCCGGCCUGCUCACUCCUCCUCGGAGCACAACGGGCAGCCCUCCCCUUCCCCCAGCUCUGCCGAGCUCCCAGCCACACCCACCCCCCCACAGGACACACCCUCCCUCAACGGCCAACCAGAAGAGGGCGAGACUCAGGAGGGGGAGGAGGAGGACGGGGGAGGUGCGUCCACCGCCGAACAGAGCAGGGAAGAAGCUCCAUCCUCAGAGUCAGAGGAACCAGCCGCACCUGCUGCCCAGCCUGCACCUGAGGGCGAGGGAGGUGGAGAACCCCAGGCACACCCAGAGCCAGAACCCCCCCAGGGGCCGGCAGGGGAGGCCCAGGGGGAGCAGGAGCAGGAGCCAGCCAGCGGGGAUGCUGAUGGCCCUCCUGAUGGAGGGGUGGAGCAGCAGCUGGAGUCCGAGCCAGAGCCAGAGCCAGAACCAGAGCCUAGGCCAGCCGACACAGCGCCUCCUCCUGGUCGGCUGGACAGCCAGCAGAUGAAUGGCGUUGUGGACGACCGUGCCUCUGUGUCCUCCACUGACAUCAUGGAUGCCGAGACGUUGCAGGGCAGCCAGUCUAGUGCCCGGUUCUCCCACAUCCUGCAGAAGGACGCCUUCCUGGUGUUCCGCUCCCUGUGCAAGCUCUCCAUGAAGCCCCUUGCUGAUGGGCCUCCGGACCCAAAGUCUCAUGAGCUGCGCUCUAAGGUGGUGUCUCUGCAGCUGCUGCUCUCCGUCUUGCAGGGUGCGGGCCCCGUCUUCCGCACGCACGAGAUGUUUGUCAACGCCAUCAAACAGUACCUGUGCGUGGCGCUCUCCAAGAACGGAGUCUCCUCCGUGCCCGAGGUCUUCGAGCUCUCCCUGGCCAUCUUCCUCACCCUGCUCUCCCACUUCAAAGUCCACCUCAAGAUGCAGAUCGAGGUCUUCUUCAGAGAAAUUUUUCUCACAAUCUUGGAAACAUCAAGCAGCUCGUUUGAGCACAAAUGGAUGGUCAUUCAGACCCUCACUCGCAUCUGUGCUGAUGCCCAGUGUGUGGUGGACAUCUAUGUGAACUACGACUGUGACUUGAACGCGGCCAACAUCUUCGAGCGGCUGGUGAACGACCUCUCUAAGAUUGCCAUGGGCCGGAGUGGACAGGAAAUGGGCAUGACCCCACUGCAGGAACUGAGCUUGCGUAAGAAGGGGCUGGAGUGCCUGGUGUCUAUCCUCAAGUGCAUGGUCGAGUGGAGUAAAGACCUGUACGUCAACCCCAACUUCCAGACCAAUCUAGGUCAGGAGCGCCCUGCAGAAGGGGAGGGUGUGGAGGUGAAGCUUCCGGAACACCUGGCAGGCCGCAGGGACAGCGUCAGCUCCCUAGACUCCACAGUGUCCUCCAGUGUGCCGUCCUCCCAGCCAGACCACCCUGAGCAGUACGAGGUCAUCAAGCAGCAGAAAGAGAUCAUUGAGCACGGCAUUGAGCUCUUCAAUAAAAAACCGAAGAGAGGGAUCCAGUACCUGCAAGAGCAAGGCAUGCUGGGAACUACCCCAGAAGACAUAGCCCAGUUUCUCCACCAAGAGGAACGUUUGGACACGACUCAAGUGGGAGAGUUCCUGGGGGAGAAUGUGCGCUUCAACAAGGAGGCGAUGUACUGCUAUGUGGACCAGCUGGACUUCUGUGGCACAGACUUUGUUUCCGCCCUCAGGGCCUUCCUGGAGGGCUUCAGGCUCCCCGGAGAAGCCCAGAAAAUCGACAGACUUAUGGAGAAGUUUGCCGCACGAUACUUAGAGUGCAAUCAGGGGCAGACGCUGUUUGCCAGUGCUGACACGGCGUACGUGCUGGCCUACUCCAUAAUCAUGCUCACCACUGACCUCCACAGUCCACAGGUAAAAAAUAAGAUGACCAAAGAGCAGUACAUCAAAAUGAACCGGGGCAUCAACGACAGCAAGGAUCUGCCAGAGGAGUACCUGUCCUCCAUCUAUGACGAGAUCGCAGGGAAGAAGAUUCGCAUGAAGGAGAGCAAAGAGUACUCAAUCACGCCCAAGUCCAACAAAUCAAAUGUGGCCAGUGAGAAGCAGAGACGGCUGCUGUAUAAUAUGGAGAUGGAACAGAUGGCCAAGACGGCCAAAGCCCUGAUGGAGGCGGUGAGCCACGCCCAGGCACCCUUCUUCAGCGCCACCCACCUGGAGCACGUCAGGCCCAUGUUCAAGCUGGCCUGGACCCCUCUGCUGGCUGCGUUUAGUGUUGGGCUGCAGGACUGUGAUGACCAGGAGGUGGCGUGCUUGUGCCUGGAGGGAAUCCGCUGUGCCAUCAGGAUCGCCUGUAUCUUCAACAUGCAGCUGGAGCGGGAUGCCUACAUCCAGGCCCUGGCCCGCUUCACCCUGCUCACGGCCAGCUCCAGCAUAACCGAGAUGAAGCAGAAAAACAUCGACACCAUCAAGACCCUCAUCACCGUGGCACACACCGACGGAAACCACCUGGGCAACUCCUGGCAUGAGAUCCUGCGCUGUAUUAGCCAGCUGGAACUGGCCCAGCUGAUCGGCACGGGGGUGAAGACGCGCUACAUCUCCGGCGUGGUGCGUGACCGGGAGGGCAGCAUCAAGGGCUUCCCCUCCGGCAGUGAGGAGUUCAUGCCUUUAGGCCUGGGAACUCUGGUGGGAGGUCAAGACAGACGUCAGAUGGCCCACAUUCAGGAAUCAGUCGGAGAGACCAGUUCUCAGAGUGUGGUGGUAGCUGUGGACCGGAUUUUCACUGGUUCAACGAGGCUGGAUGGAAAUGCUAUUGUUGACUUUGUGCGUUGGCUGUGUGCCGUCUCCAUGGACGAGCUGGCCUCCGCUCACCAGCCGCGCAUGUUCAGCUUGCAGAAGAUCGUGGAGAUCUCCUACUACAACAUGAACCGCAUCCGGCUCCAGUGGUCCCGCAUCUGGCAGGUCAUUGGAGAUCACUUCAAUAAGGUCGGCUGUAACCCCAAUGAGGAUGUCGCCAUCUUUGCUGUUGAUUCCUUGAGGCAGCUCUCUAUGAAAUUCCUUGAAAAAGGAGAACUUGCUAACUUCCGCUUCCAGAAGGAUUUCCUGCGGCCAUUCGAACAUAUCAUGAAGAAGAACAGGUCCCCCACCAUCAGGGACAUGGUGAUCCGUUGUGUGGCACAGAUGGUGAACUCUCAGGCCGCCAACAUCCGCUCCGGCUGGAAAAACAUCUUCUCCGUGUUCCACCAGGCCGCCUCCGACCAUGACGAGACCAUCGUGGAGCUGGCCUUCCAGACCACCGGACACAUCGUCACCAACACCUUUCAGCAACACUUUGCCGCGGCGAUCGACUCGUUCCAGGAUGCAGUGAAGUGUCUGUCAGAGUUUGUGUGCAACGCCGCGUUUCCAGACACCAGCAUGGAGGCCAUCCGCCUCAUCCGCCACUGCGCCAAAUACGUGUCUGACCGGCCACAGGCUCUGAGGGAGUACACCAGUGACGACAUGAACGUGGCUCCUGGUGACCGGGCGUGGGUGCGAGGCUGGUUUCCCAUCCUGUUUGAGCUCUCCUGCAUCAUCAACCGCUGCAAACUGGAUGUGCGGACCAGGGGUCUGACGGUUAUGUUUGAGAUAAUGAAGAGCUAUGGUGACACCUUCGAGAAGCACUGGUGGCACGACCUCUUCCGCAUUAUCUUCCGCAUCUUUGACAACAUGAAGCUGCCAGAGCAACAAACUGAGAAGACGGAGUGGAUGACCACGACCUGCAACCACGCCCUGUACGCCAUCUGUGACGUGUUCACACAGUUCUACGAGCCGCUCAGCGAGAUCUUGCUUGAAGAUCUCUUCACCCAGCUCCAGUGGUGUGUCAAACAAGAUAACGAACAGCUGGCUCGGUCAGGAACUAAUUGCCUGGAGAACCUGGUGAUCCUGAACGGGGAAAAGUUUAGUCCUGACGUUUGGAAUGUCACCUGUGCCUGCAUGCUGGAGAUCUUCCAGACCACCUGCCCUCAUGCGUUGUUGACAUGGCGACCUGCAGGGCAGGAAGAGGAGGUGGGAGAUGGGAAACACAUGGAUGUGGACGUAGACUCCCUGUCCCAAUGCAGCUUUGAAAGGACGCUGUCAGAACGUGGACAGAGUCAGAUGUCCAACGCCAGUGAUGAGAACUGGAAGGACAAGUCCCACACCAGGGUAUCUGACCAGAAGCUCUUUGCUGGUCUCCUCAUCAAGUGUGUGGUACAGCUGGAACUGAUUCAGACCAUAGACAACAUCGUCUUCUACCCAACCACUAGCAAGAAGGAGGAUGCUGAGAAUUUGGCAGCAGCACAGAGGGAUUCACUGGAGGAGGCAGAGGAGAUGCCGGGGGAGGCAGAUCAGGGCAUGUACAAGCACAUGCAAUCACAGCAUCUUUUCAAACUCCUCGACUGCCUGCUGGAGUCCCACACUUUUGCCCGAGACUUCAACUCCAACAACGAGCAGAGGACGGCACUCUGGAGGGCAGGAUUUAAGGGCAAAUCAAAGCCCAACCUGCUGAAGCAGGAGACCAGCAGUCUGGCCUGCAGCCUUCGGAUCCUGUUCCGCAUGUACUCUGACCAGAAGCUCCAAGAGUCCUGGCCAGACAUCCAGACCCGCUUACUGCUUGUCUGUAGUGAAGCCCUGGGCUACUUCAUCAGUCUUACAUCAGAGAGUCACAGAGAGGCUUGGACCAGCUUGCUGCUUCUGAUGCUCACCAGGACACUCCGACUACCUGAUGAUAAGUUUAAGCCGCACGCGUCCUGUUACUACCCCCACCUGUGUGAGAUGAUGCAGUUCGACCUGAUCCCCGAGCUGCGCGCCGUGCUGCGCCGCUUCUUCCUCCGCAUCGGUUCCGUCUUCCACAUCGCCGCCCCGGAGGCCUGCUCUGCCGCCCCUCAGCCUGCACCCUAAACCCAGCGCAGGAGGGAGGCCAGAGGGACUCAAAAUGAAAACUCUCAGAUGGGGCAGCGGUAGAGACCCAUGUUUGAAUAUCCAAGGGGGUGUGUAUGUGUGUGUGUGUGUGUGUGUGUGUGUGUGUGUGUGUGUGAGAAUGAAUGAGAGAAAGGGACAGAGCAAGCACAACCUCUCCCAGGUUUGAGGAAAAAGACUAUGCAUGGGUAAUGGGCACAUGCAGAAGAGACUGUUGACUCUGGGCUUUUAAGGGUGUUAUGGAGGGGGUUUUCUUUCUUUUUCCCGGAGGAAGGUGGAGGCUUCUCUGAAAGCUGUCAUUGGCAUCCAGCUCCUCUGACCUGCUAACGUAGACUGAGAGGAGAGGAGAGGUGAACAGAGAAGCACUGUGACACUGUAGGGCUCUGCUCUCUGCUCUGCGCUGGCUGUGCACAUCCUCUGUCAAGAUGUUAUGGCAAGAGAAAGAAAUCUUAUAACAAUAAUAAUUUAUUACAGUCAUGUAUCCUGGGUUUUUGUUUGUUGGUUCUUUUUUGUUUGUUCUUUAUUUUGUUCUAUUUUUUUUUUUUUUUUUUUGUCAAUGGUUGUCUGUAUGCUUUUAAGACUGAACAAACAAGGAAAUCAAGUAGUGGAGGGAAAAGCAACUACAAAAUUCCAUAUCAUCUUGUUGGAUUAUUUGUUUACGCAGUUUGUGGCUGUUGUUAGACAUGUCUGUGCCUGAAAUUGAUAUCAACAAAUGUAAUAACCAAACUCUCUUUGGGCAGAUUGAUUUGGAAUGGUUUAAAUUAUGGUCCUCACCAUCACUGGCUUUGUGUAAUUCUCUUGCGUAGUACACAGAGGAGGCUUAAAAUUACCACACCCCCUGAAUCAGUAAAAUCAUAAUUUGUUCAUGACAUCAGAGGAAUUAAGUAAUCUAUUUCCUCUACACAUCAUUAUAUUCCUCAGCUCUCACCAUAAAGACAAACUUACAGACACUACUGUUUUUCGUGUUUAUCCUUAAGGCUGAUGAGAGUAGCCAUUAGCAGAAUCCAAAUAAUUUCUUUUUUUUUCUUCAAUUUUAUUUUUAUUUAAUGUUUUAUUUCUGUUCUUUACAUUCCUCCUCUCCUUGAUUUCAACAUUAGAGACAUAUGGGAAUGUUUUAAAGCAUUGUGGCAUUUUCUAGUUGCCUCAGAAUGAAAUUAAUUGAAGAGAAUUAAGUUCACUUUGUGAUGGAAUUAUCAGGUCGUGGCACCUGUACUUUACAAAUUGUUUUUAUUUAUGCCUUUCGUUAUGUUCCCCUAUGAAGAUUUGUGCUGCAAUGGCUUUUGAAAAGGAAUGCCAACAAACUCGCCUGUUAUGCCCAACAGUGAACAAUGGAAGACUACAAAGUGCUUGUUCACUGUAUGCAGUAAAUGUCCAUUACAAAUGAAACCUGAAACCAUCAGUAUUGAGCCUUCAUGUUAUCCUGUACAAUGUAAGCCCCUGAUGUGUUUUUUUUUUUUUUUUUUUAAAUGAGGAUGUAUUUAAUUCUUUGAAGUGCAUUUAAAUAUUUUCUGAGAAGCAUUCCUUCCCUUAAAAGUAUGGAUGUCUACUUUUCCUUUGCUGACAAAGGGGAAUAUAAAUAUAUAUAUAAAUAUAUAUAUAUAUAGUAUAUGAAGAAAUACAAACUGUAAAGUUUUCAUGUAAUAUAGAAAAAAAUAAAUGCGAUACUAUAUACAUAUUGUGACGUAAUCUUCCAAGCAUUUGGUGAAGUAACCAAUAAAGAUUCGACUGAUCCAACU
Clupea harengus (Atlantic herring) is the source of this 7834-nucleotide messenger RNA. RefSeq names its product ARF guanine nucleotide exchange factor 2 (gene arfgef2). Lineage: Eukaryota; Metazoa; Chordata; Actinopteri; Clupeiformes; Clupeidae. Gene Ontology annotation, biological process: regulation of ARF protein signal transduction. The record is from RefSeq and is a predicted model, not a curated record. Gene Ontology annotation, molecular function: guanyl-nucleotide exchange factor activity.